Molecule: messenger RNA, 1123 nt
Organism: Brassica rapa (field mustard)
Lineage: Eukaryota; Viridiplantae; Streptophyta; Magnoliopsida; Brassicales; Brassicaceae
Product: tropinone reductase
Molecular function (GO): oxidoreductase activity
Source: RefSeq, a predicted model, not a curated record
GAAAUUGACUGUCAUAAUGUUGAAUUUUGGUUUCGAAGUUCAAAACAAACACGUAAUAUUUUCUAUAAGAUAAGUGAUCUUCUCAGAAGAACUCAUAACCAAAAAUGACCGAGACAGGAGAAAAAUCGAGAGACAUAUCUAGAUGGAGCCUUAGAGGCAUGACUGCUCUUGUCACCGGUGGCUCCAAAGGCCUCGGGGAGGCUGUGGUGGAAGAACUAUCAAUGUUGGGAGCAAGAGUCCACACAUGUGCCAGAGACGAAACUCAGCUUCAAGAAAGCUUACUUGAAUGGCAAGCAAAAGGGUUUCAGGUUACCACUUCUGUUUGCGAUGUUUCUUCUCGUGUCCAACGAGAGAAACUCAUGGAAACCGUUUCCACUCUCUUCCAAGGAAAACUCAACAUCCUUGUAAACAAUGCGGGAACGUGUAUAACAAAGCCGACCACAGAGUUUAGUGCAGAAGACUUCUCGUUUCUGAUGGCCACAAAUCUCGAAUCAGCUUUUCAUCUCUCACAGCUCGCCCAUCCUUUUUUGAAAGCUUCUGGUUCAGGGAGCAUCGUGUUUAUGUCUUCCGCUGCUGGGGUUGUGCAUAUCAAUGUUGGAUCCAUCUACGGAGCUACCAAAGGAGCCAUGAAUCAGCUGGCGAGAAACUUAGCAUGUGAGUGGGCAAGUGACAGCAUAAGGAUUAACUCUGUGUGUCCAUGGUUCAUAGCGACUCCUUUAGCAAACAAAUAUAUCGAUCAUGAAGAGCAUAAAAAAGAAGUGGAGAAGAAGACACCAAUGGGACGUGUUGGAGAGGCAAAUGAAGUAUCAUCGCUUGUUGCGUUUCUCUGUUUUCCGGCAGCUUCGUAUAUAACCGGUCAGGUUAUCUGCGUUGACGGAGGUGCCACUAUCAACGGUUUAUCUUUCAAGUCUUUGCCUUAAGAGGUCAAUAUGAUUGUGAUGUUUUCGUUUGCUUCUAUGUAUCUUUGCGUUUGCUUCGUAUUUUCCGAAUAAAAGGUUGACGAAGGGAAGCCAUAUGUUUUCGUUGGACGUAGUUAUAGGUUUUGGCUUAUAGCAAAAACCAUUGUAAGAAGAUGAUAAUGUGCUAUUUUUCAGAAUUAUUGUAUUUGUAUUUUGUGUGUACC